This is a messenger RNA of Cavia porcellus (domestic guinea pig), 1799 nucleotides long. It is a transcript of the gene Shf, whose product is annotated as Src homology 2 domain containing F. The coding region runs from base 16 to 1479 and encodes 487 amino acids. The record is from RefSeq and is a predicted model, not a curated record. Gene Ontology annotation, molecular function: phosphotyrosine residue binding. NCBI's taxonomy places the organism in Eukaryota, Metazoa, Chordata, Mammalia, Rodentia, Caviidae. The transcript has 7 exons.
CAGUUCCGCGGCCUCAUGCUACUGAGCGGAGCUCCUCCCGCGGGCUCCGGCCCCGCGCCGCGCGCGCAGGGGGGGGCCGGGGGCGGCCCGGGGGGGUCCCGCCGCGGUGCGGGAGGGGCGGGCGCCGGUCCGGGAGGGGGAGGCAGCGGCGGCGUGGCCAAGUGGCUCCGGGAGCACCUGGGCUUCCGUGGGGCGGGAGGCGGCGGGGGCGGCAAGCCGGCGCCCCCGGAGCCCGACUACCGGCCCCCUGCGCCCUGCCCAGCCGCUCCUCCCGCGCCGCCCCCGGACAUCCUGGCCGCCUACCGGCUGCAGCGGGAGCGCGACUUCGAGGACCCCUACUCCGGAGGCCCGUCGGGCUCCGCCGUCCUCGCUGCCCCCGCCGCCCCUGGCCCCGCGCCGCCUCCGCGCCACGGCUCACCCCCGCACCGCCUGAUCAGGGUCGAGACCCCGGGGCCACCGGCGCCCCCUCCGGAGGAGCGGAUCUCAGGAGUCCCGGCCAGCAGCGACCGGCUAGCCAUCCUAGAAGACUAUGCAGACCCGUUUGAUGUCCAGGAGAUGGGGGAAGGGUCAGCAGGUGCCUCAGGGGCCCCGGAGAAGAUCCCUGAAAAUGACGGCUAUAUGGAGCCUUACGAAGCCCAGAAGAUGAUGGCUGAGAUCCGGGGCUCCAAGGAGCCAGCCGCCCAGCCCUUGCCUCUGUAUGACACCCCUUAUGAGCCGGGUGAGGAAGCCCUUAGCCCCGAGGGUGAGGCUGCGCCCUGGCCCCGGGAGUCUCGCCUGCCAGAGGAUGACGAGAGGCCCCCGGAGGAGUAUGAUCAGCCCUGGGAGUGGAAGAAGGAGAGGAUUUCCAAAGCCUUUGCGGUUGACAUAAAGGUCAUCAAAGACCUACCUUGGCCUCCACCUGUGGGACAGCUGGACAGCAGCCCCUCCCUGCCCGACGGGGACAGGGACAUCUCCGGUCCAGCCUCACCCCUCCCCGAGCUCAGCACGGAGGACAGCAGCGCCCAGUUUGAAGGAUCUGAGAAGAGCUGCCUGUCGCCCAGCCGGGAGGAGAAGGGGCGAGCACCUCCCCGGCUCCCUGCAGCAACCCCCAAGCCAGCCAAGGCCCUGGGCACCGAGCCCAGUAGCCCCCUGGGGGAGUGGACGGACCCCGCGCUGCCUCUGGAAGACCAGGUCUGGUACCACGGGGCCAUCAGCCGAACCGAUGCCGAGAACCUGCUUCGGCUGUGCAAGGAGGCCAGCUACCUGGUGCGCAACAGCGAGACCAGCAAGAAUGACUUCUCCCUGUCCCUCAAGAGCAGCCAAGGCUUCAUGCACAUGAAGCUGUCCCGGACCAAGGAACACAAGUAUGUGCUGGGCCAGAACAGCCCCCCCUUCAGCAGCGUGCCGGAAAUCGUGCACCACUAUGCCAGCCGCAAGCUACCCAUCAAGGGGGCUGAGCACAUGUCGCUGCUGUACCCCGUGGCCAUCCGGACUCUGUAGACGCGGGGCAGGAUGCCGGGACAGACCCGGAUCCGGUCUGGGCACCUGGCUGAGGGCCUGGAGGGUCCCACGGAACUUGAUCCCGCCACCUGGCAUCCCCUCGCUCUGGGGGUGUAGACGCUGCAGAUUCCUUAAUUUAUUGUGACGAGGGAGGCGCGGGGGCCCUGGACGGGGGGCUUGUCCGGAGCCCGGGGACCCUGAGGUCUUCGGGAGGCGCCGCCCGCCCUGGGCCCUGGGUCUGCGGGGGGCAAGUGCGCGCGCGCUCCCGGGGCGCCUCCGCUCCGGGCCAACCGCGAUAAAUAAAUAGAUCCUGCCAGGCA